ACAAAUUAGUCUUAUAUCGGUGUCAUCACAAUAAGGUUGUUUUGAAAUUUUGUGUAACGGAAUGUAUGAUCGGGUACCAGAUCCUAAACCGAGAUGGAACCCUAAACCGGAGCAGAUUCGGAUACUCGAAUCAAUCUUCAAUUCCGGUACUGUUAACCCACCUAGGGAGGAGAUUCAAAGAAUCCGGAUCCGGCUUCAAGAGUACGGACAAAUCGGUGAUGCUAAUGUGUUUUACUGGUUUCAAAACCGGAAAUCUCGAGCAAAACACAAGCUUCGUGUUCAUCACAAAAACCCUAAAAUGUCCAAGAAGGACAAGAUGGUUAUUCCAAGUAAUGAUGCUGAUCAUUGUUUUGGUUUUGUUAACCAAGAAACCGGAUUAUUUCCGGUUCAAAACAAUGAAUUGGUGGUAACCGAACCGCCCGGUUUUCUAUUCCCGGUUCAUAAUGAUCCGAGCGCUGCUCAAUCAGGUUUUGGUUUUAGUGAUUUUGUUGUACCGGUGGUAACCGAAGAAGGGAUGGCUUUCUCUACCGUUAAUAACGGCGUUAAUUUGGAGACCGAUGAAAGUUUUGAUCAAAUUCCGGCGAUCAAUUUAUACGGAGGAGAUGGAAAUGGCGGUGGAAAUUGUUUUUCUCCUUUGACUGUUCCUUUGACCGUCAAUCAAUCUCAAGAAGAACGAGACAUAGUAUUAUCCGGUGAUGAAGAUGUCGAGAAUAGUGUUUCUCCGGUGAGAAUGACGGUGUUUAUUAACGACAUGCCUUUCGAGGUAGUGCCCGGAUUAUUCAACGUUAAAGCAGCUUUUGGAAACGAUGCUGUUUUGAUCAACUCGUUUGGGCAACCUAUUCAUACAGAUGAAUUUGGUGUUACUUAUCAACCUCUCCAAAACGGUGCAAUCUAUUAUCUUAUUUAGAAGAUAUUGAAGAUUGAGAGUUAUGGUGCUAUGGAUGAAUAUUAAUAUAAUAAAAGAUUACUG
Molecule: messenger RNA, 970 nt
Organism: Arabidopsis arenosa
Lineage: Eukaryota; Viridiplantae; Streptophyta; Magnoliopsida; Brassicales; Brassicaceae
Source: the annotation of a GenBank genome assembly